Molecule: messenger RNA, 1512 nt
Organism: Seriola dumerili (greater amberjack)
Lineage: Eukaryota; Metazoa; Chordata; Actinopteri; Carangiformes; Carangidae
Gene: timd4
Product: hepatitis A virus cellular receptor 1 homolog
Exons: 8
Coding region: 1-798 (265 amino acids)
Source: RefSeq, a predicted model, not a curated record
AUGGCUGCCGUCUCAGCUAACUGCUGUCGAGCGUCUCAGACCUUCAUCGUCUUCUUCGUCCUGUCAGUGGGACAGUUUUCAUCCAUUUCCUGUUUCAAAGUGCCGGAGGGGGGCGUGGCCUCUCUGUCCUGCCAGUACUCCGUGAAGCGGUUCGGCCUCAGUCGGGUCUGCUGGGGCCGCGGCUGCGGGACCUUCUGGUGCAGCAACAUCCUGGUGCAGACGGACCAGAACGGCGUCAUCUCCAAGGUGGCCGACCGGUACCGGCUGACGGGGGACGUCCUGGACGGACAGAUGGAUCUGGACAUCCUGAACGUGAGGCGGACAGACAGCGGGCCAUACUGCUGCAGGGUGGACAUCGACGGCAUCUUCAACGACAAGAAGGUGAUCAUGAACCUGCGAGUGGUCAAAGCUCCAGUCACCAGUUCUCCUCCUCCUCCUCCAACAACCACAACCACGGAUCGAGUGACGGAGCCGUCGCCCUCCACAGUGAACUGGAAAACGCUGCUGUCGUCUCAGCUGGACCUCCUGAGGAGGAACUCCACCCUGCUGCGCUCCGACACCAUCACCGUGGAGGACUCACUACCCUCUCUCUCCCUUCAGAUCAACGUUCCCGUCCUCUUGCUCUCCCUCAGUGUGUUGUUGAUCUUGGCGGCAGUUUUCCUCUUUCUGGCCUUCAAACGUGGAGCGUACAGACGAGCCUUGAAGAGCGGCUGUCUCUCCUCUGAAGAACCUCCUCACAUCAUCUAUGAGAUCCGGAUGAGGAGGCCGGUCCAGGAGAACAUCUACACCCUGGACUAGAGAGCCACGUCCACACCUGGACCACAACUCUCUCACUCUCUCUCUCUCUCACACGCACACACACGCACACACACACACACACACACACACACACACACACACACACACACACUGAAAGAUGCAUUAAUAAGCUCUCAGAUGGGAACAAUGAUUUGGUGUAUGUAUUUUUAUUUGUGUCUUUAGCUGAUUGAGCUAUUAUAUUAUUUAUGCUGUGUUUCCUGUCUUUUUCCCUCCUUUUCAUUUUGUAUGAUGUAAUUUUCAUUUACACAUUGAGCUGAGGUUUAACAUGAGCCCUCCAGGGGUUUCUUACCUCACCUGCUCAUUCUCCCCUUAAAAAAAAAAACAAAAUACCAUGUAUUUGUGAUGUUUUAUACAGAAGAGGAUUAGGGUCACACGUAUGAGGCCACUUCAAAUUCUCAUAUUUUUACAAUUCUGAUGGAAAAAGUCUGAAUUCUGACAUUUUUACUUUAAAUUCUAAAAAAUUAAAAAUGUUUUUCACAUGUGGCCUUAAUCCUCUUCAGUAGUUUUAUGUGUGCCAAUAAAAAAAAAAGAUAAAUAAAUAAACACACACACACACACACACACACACACACACAUAAAGCUCAGUGUGUUUGGUGCAGGUGGUGUGUUCCUGAAUGCAGCUCUGUGUUGAGCUGCUGCUGCUGCUGUAGUUUGUUGUGUGGCUGUUUCCUGUGCUGAUAACGUGUGUGAAGC